AUCAUGCUGAAAGCGGCCAGACCAGACCUGAACCGUUCUCGGCUCGUUUUGACACCUGGAACAGCCUUAUCUUACAUGUCUACAUGCAAUUGGCCGCUGUUCCUUCCCGGUGGUCAAACACUAUCCACCUUCUUCUUCCUCCGCAAGACGCAGAUGCCGACCUCGUUUUCGCCUUCUAAUCCCAUUUCGCCUCUCGUGUCAAAGCUCAGCAUCCCCUUAAUGGCCGCCGCCCUCCUCUCUUCCCAGUGUCGCCCCUCUCUGGCACGCUCGACGUCGACCCUCGCCGCUGGUGUCGCUCGGAGGCGCGCCCGCCUCGCUUUUCGCUGCUCCGCCUCUAGGUUUCCCCGGUUUGACCUAGGCGGCGAACAGAAUGAAAAUUCAUGUCGCAUAAAAGAAUGUGCAAUAUCUUUGGCACUGGCAAUUGGAUUGGUAACUGGUGUUCCCAUAGUAACCUCUCCAGCCCAUGCUUCCCCUGUAAGUCCAGUGUUGCCUGAUCUGUCUGUGCUGAUAUCUGGUCCACCUAUCAAAGAUCCCGGUGUCUUGUUGCGAAAUGCAUUGCCUAUUGAUAAUAAGGCAAUCAGGGAGGUUCAGAAACCGCUUGAGGAUAUCACAGAUAGUCUCAAGAUUUCUGGCGUUAGGGCAUUGGACACGGCUGAGCGAAAUGUGAGACAAGCUUCUCGUGCUCUAGAACAAGGGAAGGCUUUGAUUCUAAAAGGUGUAUCUGAAACAAAGAAAGACAAUGGGAAGGAAUUGCUUGAAAAGCUGGCUGUUGGGAUGAAAGAGCUUGAAGGCAUUAUCCAGCAAAGAGAUAGGGAGGCAGUGGCCCCAAAACAGAAGGAACUCUUACAAUAUGUUGGAAGUAUUGAAGAGGAUAUGGUGGAUGGUUUCCCCUUCGAGAUUCCAGACGAGUACAGUAAUUUGCCUCUUUUAAAAGGAAGAGCAACUGUGGAUAUGAAGGUUAAAGUUAAGGACAAUCCCAACGUCCAAGAUUGCGUGUUCCGCAUAGUGCUUGAUGGGUACAAUGCCCCAGUUACAGCUGGAAACUUCGUAGACUUAGUUGAAAGGCAUUUCUAUGAUGGCAUGGAAAUCCAAAGAGCGGAUGGCUUUGUUGUACAAACUGGGGACCCUGAAGGACCUGCAGAAGGUUUUAUUGACCCUAGUACAGAGAAAUUGCGCACUAUACCGCUUGAAAUCAUGGUUAUCGGUGACAAGGCUCCAAUCUAUGGUGAAACUCUUGAAGAACUUGGAAGAUACAAAGCUCAGACAUGCCUACCCUUCAAUGCAUUCGGUACGAUGGCAAUGGCUCGAGCUGAAUUUGACAACAACUCUGGCUCAAGCCAAGUCUUCUGGCUUCUAAAAGAAAGUGAGCUAACACCUAGCAAUGCUAAUAUAUUGGAUGGCCGGUAUGCUGUCUUCGGAUACACUACAGAGAACGAAGAUUUCUUGGCCGACCUCAAGGUUGGCGACGUCAUUGAGUCGAUCCAAGUUGUUUCUGGCCUUGAAAAUCUUGUCAACCCAAGUUACAAGUAGGAUAGUAGUGAGAUUUGUGAGCUGGAGCAUGGGGCUCCAUUUUUUUCUUCCUCUGGGUUCUUGUAAAACUUGAGCACUCGGAGAUGUUUGACAAUCUAUUGAUAAUGUGUCACUCUAUUCAUCUAAUUUUUAGCUGGUUAUUUUGGUCA
Messenger RNA from Zingiber officinale, 1679 nucleotides. RefSeq names its product peptidyl-prolyl cis-trans isomerase CYP38, chloroplastic-like. The record is from RefSeq and is a predicted model, not a curated record. Gene Ontology annotation, molecular function: peptidyl-prolyl cis-trans isomerase activity. Lineage: Eukaryota; Viridiplantae; Streptophyta; Magnoliopsida; Zingiberales; Zingiberaceae. The transcript has 7 exons. Bases 4 to 1530 code for a protein of 508 amino acids. Gene Ontology annotation, biological process: protein peptidyl-prolyl isomerization.